Molecule: messenger RNA, 1514 nt
Organism: Aedes albopictus (Asian tiger mosquito)
Lineage: Eukaryota; Metazoa; Arthropoda; Insecta; Diptera; Culicidae
Exons: 3
Coding region: 478-1332 (284 amino acids)
Cellular component (GO): membrane
Source: RefSeq, a predicted model, not a curated record
AGAUGUUGGUCGAAGAACGACCUCGAAAGGAAAGUGCGAGUUGUUGUUCAAGGGCGCACAUUAUCCGCGCGACGGCCAAGUCACCGACCGAAAGGGAGGGGAGGGAUAUUUGAUGAUACUGUGUAUAAAAGCCCCUGGAGCCGGGGACAUGAAUCACAAACCAUCUGUGAACAUUGAUAACGCAAGGUUCCUGACCAGCUGCUGUCGUCGGUCGGUGGUCUAGAGUGUGUGUGAUAACGGGGCGAAAGGAUUAGGGGACAGUGUACAACCGAGUCGAUGUGGCCAUGAGGACGUUGAUUGAAGUGCAAACAUUGUAGAACAGAGUGUUAUCCUGGACUGAAGUGUGUCCGUUAAUUGAAAGUACUCGUAAAGUGAUUCGGUUUAUAGCUCGGCAACAGCUGGCUAUCGAGUGAGGGAGAGCAAAGUGUGGAAGUGCUCUGAUUGAGUUGUGCGUAGAUCAGAUUGUCAGGGUUAAACAUGAUUCCACGAAGAUCCAAUGCGGCGGCGGCGGUGGUUAUCCUGUUGCUGGCAGGUGUUGUUGCCCUAAGCCAAGCUGACGACGGAGGUGUUGGCUCCAGCCCGAGUGCACCGAACAAGUUGGAUGAUUACGUGCUUACCACCCAGUCCGAGUGCUAUAAAUCGAAGCGGUUGGUGUCCUGUUUCAAGUAUCGGAUUUCGCGUUACAUUUGGUCGUUCGCGUCCGGUCGUAUGAACUGGUUGCUGUCGGAGGAUAAGGCCUACGAGGGUGGCAACGGGUUGCGGUUAGUGCGACUAAACGAGCCACAGGAGGACGAUGUGUUCCCGGAGGCACGGCAGAUUUUACCGCACGACAACGAAAUCAUGAAGGCAGCCAAAUUCCUGCAACGUUCGCUGAACACAUUCAUCGCCGCCCACGGCGUACGGAUCGGCAUGGGCUCGGACAGUGGCGCCCGGUUCUUCGACGACGUGGACAACUUCGACGGCCGGGGCAAGAAGAAGAAGCGGUGGAACAUGAUCCUGCCGUUGGCGCUGAUGCUGAAGCUGGUGCACAUGAAGCUGCUGCUCAAGACCAUCCUGCUCGGUGUCGGUUUGAUCCAGGUGCUGCUCAUCGCCGGCGGUCUUAUUAUAUUCAAUUACUUCCGGCACAGCAGCAUCUGCCGGCUGCAGCCGCAUGUGGUGCACUCGCACUCGCACAUCGCCAGCGAAUCGUCACCGGAGAUUUCCUAUUCCGCCUACGGAGCUUAUCCAUCGUACUCGGCCUCACCGUACAACGCUUACAGCAAAGAUUGGGCCACCAACCGGGCCUACAGUGCGUACAGCUUCCUGGAUGCCAUCGACAAUCACAAAAUCUAAUAAUGGCACCCAAAAUGGCGUGUCCCAGUUCAAAAUAGGAAAUCUAGGGGAUCAUCCAGUGUUCCAGUACUAACUCAAUCAAAACCCUCACUAAUGCUGAAUUUCCAUUCAAUUGACUUAUUUCUGUGUUCAUCUUAACUCUCAAUCUGCUCUAUCACUUCAGCUAACUAACUAAGUCUUUU